Messenger RNA from Podospora bellae-mahoneyi, 1392 nucleotides. It is a transcript of the gene NAT2, whose product is annotated as DUF1279 superfamily. Bases 577 to 1392 code for a protein of 271 amino acids. The transcript has 5 exons. The record is from RefSeq and is a predicted model, not a curated record. NCBI's taxonomy places the organism in Eukaryota, Fungi, Ascomycota, Sordariomycetes, Sordariales, Podosporaceae. Gene Ontology annotation, cellular component: mitochondrion.
UGUCAUUCUACACGACAAUGGAGCCCUUGAGAGUUGUCACUUCAUCCAAAGUCAAUGCAUGGGUAUAAGUGAGGUGUCACAGGCCUUGGCAAUCGCAGCUGACAGCGGCUGGCACCCUUCCAGAAAAAGAACGCACCAGAUCCGAACAUGAUUGCAUCACUGCGCAUGUGCCAAAGCGGGAGAAGCUUCGUCGGGAGCCCGGAGCUAUCCUGACGAGGGAAAAAAAACAUCCAACGUCCGGAACUCACUCAGCACACAUCCCGAUCCCGAUCCACAUCGAACCACUCCGCCGACCGUCCCCCGGUGACCCGCUCGGUGAUCAACAAAUCAACAACAACAACAACGACAGUUCGAGCCUUGAAAAGGAACGCCCAGCUGUUGACCCUUCCUCAGUCAGCCGAGAGGGAGCCCGUGACGACGCUCUUCGCCGCGCCUUAGCUCGGCGUUAACGGAGAGACAACAACCCCGCCAGCGCAAGGAACCUUCGGUGACGACUUUGUUAAAAGAGGUGAAAGGGCGAGGUGGACUGUAGACAGCAUUCUUCAAACCGACACAAUUUCGAUUACUCACGCCGUCAUGUUACGAACAGCCUUCGGGACGCUCGAGGCCCUUGUGGAGCGGAGCGCCUUGUCCAUUACCAGAAAUACCACAGGGAGACAGUUUUGGACGAAACGGAUAUCGGCCAAUACAACCAACGGACUACCAUGGCAUUGGAGGGCGAGGUUGUCACAGCUUAGACAGGCUUCACCAACCAAGCCCGCCUCGAACAAGAGCCCCUCGAAAGCCAUCCCGCGCCAACAACUCAAAAACUCUUUUUUCACAUCACGGCGGAAUUUUCACUCUUCCAAAGCGAGGCGGGGGGAUUCUGAGUCGGCCAAGAAUGGGACUAAGACCACUGGGUCGCUGAGCCUGCGCGCUAGGUUGAAGAAGCUAUCGAGAGAGUACGGUUGGACGGCCAUGGGUAUCUACGUGGCUUUGUCUGUCUUGGACUUUCCCUUCUGCUUUCUGUUGGUGCGGACUGUGGGCACGGAGAGGAUAGCUCAUGUCGAAGAAGUAGUGGUGUCGAAUGCAAAAAAGGUGAUUCCGGAGCGAGUUCAGAAUCGAUGGAACGAGUAUCGCAAGUCUUUGAAGGAAGCAAAGCAAGAGCUCACUGGCAAGGCUGAUGCCGAAGUGGUGGGCCAUGGCGUAGCCGAAGCGGAGGAAGCAAACAAGGGAGAGGGAGCCAGCUUGGCAACCCAGCUCGCGCUGGCUUAUGCUAUUCACAAAAGCUUCAUCUUCUUCCGCAUUCCCUUGACAGCAGCUAUCACUCCCAAGAUCGUAAAGACCCUUCGGGGUUGGGGCUGGCAAAUCGGCAAGCGCCCGGUCAGGCCACACAGAAAGGCAUCUGACUAG